GACUACUUUCGUAUAAUACUUUCAUUUGAUAAAAAGCUCAUGUGGUAGCUUUUUAACCAGUCGUUUGUUCAGUUUUCUUCUUAUAGGUUUCACUGUCUGCAUCAAAGCAUGAAGGUAUUCUUACUAAGGGAAAGUUUCUACUUAUCUUUGCUCUCGUGUUUGUAUUACAUACACCCAAGCUUUGGCGCUACAGAUACCAUAACUACAACCCAUUUUCUGAAAGAUGGUGAUGCUAAUAUUACUUCACCCGGUGGAAUAUUCGAACUGGGGUUCUUCAGUCCAGGUAAUUCGGAGAAUCGCUAUGUAGGAAUGUGGUACAAGAACGUAUCUGUUAGGACAGUUGUGUGGGUUGCCAACAGAGAAGCUCCUUUGAUCAGUGGAACAGGUAUCUUGAAAGUGAUCGAGCCAGGAGUUCUUGUCCUUUUCAAUGGUACUAACAAUAUUUUGUGGUCAACUAAUACGUCGAGAUAUGUGGAGAAUCCUGUGGCGCAGUUGCUAGAUUCUGGAAAUCUUGUUGUCAAAGAAGCUGGUGAUGAUAGCCCCGGGCAUAUCCUGUGGCAGAGCUUUGAUCACCCAACUGAUACGCUAUUAGCGGACAUGAAGAUUGGUAAGAACUUAGUAACUGGUAGAGAGGUGUACUUGUCGUCAUGGAGGAAUGAGGAGGAUCCUGCCAGAGGUGAUUAUACAUACCACUGUGAUCCUUCUGGUUACCCACAGAAUAUCGUGAAGAAGGGGUCGAUUGUUGUAUAUAGCUCUGGACCGUGGAAUGGUCGAUAUUUCAGUGGCACACAAAACUCAAGAGAAGGUACAUACUAUACAUAUGGAGUAUAUUCAAGUAAGACGGAGGUGUAUUUUGUAUAUAAGCUCACAUCUUCAGUUCUAGUGAGGUUGACAUUGAGUCACAGUGGAGUCCUACAGAUAUGGAUUUUGGGUGACAGAAAACAAGGUUGGGUGCCUUUAAUCUUAAUACCGGCAGAUAACUGUGAUUUGUAUAACUUGUGUGGCGCAUAUGGUAGCUGCAACAGUCAAGAUUCUCCGGUAUGUGGAUGCUUUGACAAAUUUGUGCCCAACAAUAGUGGCGCUUGGAAGAAGGCGGAUUGGUCAGGUGGCUGUGUUCGGAGAACUGAACUGAAUUGCCAUAAAGGAGACGUAUUUUUGAAGUAUUCGCAUAUCAAAUUGCCAGACACAUGGAACUCCUGGUCCAACGUGACAAUGACACUAGAAGAAUGCAAGGAUAUCUGCUUUAAAAAUUGCUCUUGUAUAGCUUACUCAAAUUCUGACAUACGCAAUGGAGGAAGUGGAUGCCUAUUGUGGUUCCAGGAUCUGCUUGACCUUCGGAAGGGAACCAACGGAGGGCAAGAUAUCUACAUUAGAAUGGCUGCUUCUGAAUCAGAUAGUUUGGAACAAUCAGAUGGAAAGACAAGAGAAGUACUUUUCUGGAUCCUACCAUUAUCAGUUGGUUUGGUUCUGGUAUUCCUUGGUCUGAUGAUCUACUAUAGAAGAAGGAAGAAGGCUUUAGAGGUUAAAAACAAAGGAAGGUCCCCGGGAUGCAAUGGAAAUUACAAGAUGAAUUACUACAGUGGCAAUUGCUCUGAAGAAUUUGAAAUACCAUUGGUAGACUUAUCUACCAUAGCAAAGGCUACCAAUAACUUUUCAAUUGACAACCAGAUUGGAGAGGGGGGCUUUGGACCUGUUUACAAGGGCUUACUUGAAGGACAGGAAAUUGCUGUCAAGCGGCUGUCUAGAACUUCCACGCAAGGAGAAAAUGAGUUCAAAAAUGAAGUUGUAUAUAUUGCCAAACUUCAGCACAGGAACCUGGUGAAGAUUCUUGGUUGCUGCAUUGAAGGGGAAGAAAAAAUGUUGAUCUAUGAGUACUUGCCAAAUGGGAGUCUUGAUUCAUUUAUAUUUGAUGACGCACAGAGAAAAGUAUUAGACUGGCCUAAGCGAUUUCACAUUAUCAAUGGUAUAGCUCGGGGACUUGUGUAUCUGCAUCAAGAUUCUCAAUUGAGAAUAAUCCACAGAGACUUGAAAGCUAACAACAUCUUGUUAGACAAGGACAUGAAUCCAAAGAUAUCAGACUUCGGCAUAGCAAAAAUAUGUGAAGAAAGUAACAUUGGUGCCAAGACAAACCGAGUUGUUGGAACAUACGGAUACCUCUCACCGGAAUAUGCAUUGCACGGGAGAUACUCAGUAAAAUCAGAUGUAUUUAGCUUCGGUAUCAUAAUAUUGGAAAUCAUGAGUGGGAAAAGCAACAGAAGAUUCUCUCAUCCAGAUCACAACCUUAAUCUACUUGGACAUGCAUGGAAACUCUAUAAAGAAGGUAGGUCAACAGAACUACUUGAUGAAUACCUAGGUGAUUCUUGUUCAAUACCCGAAGUGGAACGAUCAAUAUGUGUUGGUCUAUUAUGUGUCCAACAAUGUCCAGAAGAUCGUCCAAGUAUGUCUUCUGCGGUUAUGAUGUUAAACAAUGAAGGUGUAUUGCCACAGGCUAAACGGCCAGGUUUUUACAUAGAAAGAGAUACACCGGAUAGCAAAUUAUAUCCACACUGUACAGUGACUGAGACCCCCAUCACAAUAUUAGCUCCCCGAUAAGAAAAUAUAGGUUCACUUGCUUCCAACAAGGGAGCAGUUUGAAUAACCUUUUCUUUAAUUCUUUGUAGAAAUGUGGUGAACGUUAUCUGCAUAUGCCUUUGCCUUAUUGAAGUAUCAACAUGUAAAACUGACUCAAAAUAUAUGUAAAUAUUAAAGCUUACUGAUUGGCUGUUA
Molecule: messenger RNA, 2766 nt
Organism: Capsicum annuum
Lineage: Eukaryota; Viridiplantae; Streptophyta; Magnoliopsida; Solanales; Solanaceae
Product: G-type lectin S-receptor-like serine/threonine-protein kinase At4g27290
Exons: 7
Coding region: 109-2592 (827 amino acids)
Biological process (GO): protein phosphorylation; recognition of pollen
Molecular function (GO): protein serine/threonine kinase activity; ATP binding
Source: RefSeq, a predicted model, not a curated record